Hyla sarda is the source of this 5059-nucleotide messenger RNA. RefSeq names its product trifunctional purine biosynthetic protein adenosine-3-like. The record is from RefSeq and is a predicted model, not a curated record. The transcript has 22 exons. Gene Ontology annotation, molecular function: phosphoribosylformylglycinamidine cyclo-ligase activity; phosphoribosylamine-glycine ligase activity; ATP binding. Lineage: Eukaryota; Metazoa; Chordata; Amphibia; Anura; Hylidae. Gene Ontology annotation, cellular component: cytosol. The coding region runs from base 97 to 2979 and encodes 960 amino acids. Gene Ontology annotation, biological process: adenine biosynthetic process; 'de novo' IMP biosynthetic process.
GGGGACGGGGGAGUGCUGGGGACCGGCCCCGGUACUUACCUCGUCCCUGAAGACCCGGAUCCAGACGAUGAAGACGGCGGCGGCGGCGACAGAGACAUGACGAACAGAGUGCUGGUUAUCGGCAGUGGAGAGGUGGAGGAAGGCCUGUGCUGGGCCGUCGCGCAGUCUGCACAGGUGAAGCAGGUUGUCUUUGCCCCGGGGACUGAAGACAUGCCUGAGAUUGAAAAGAUAGAUAAAUCAGCAGUGUUAACCAGUAAUCCAGCAAUCUUAAAGCAGUUCUGCAAAGACCACAACAUCAGCCUGGUUAUUAUCAGUACUAUGUCUCUUCUCACUGCCGGACUGAUCGAUGAUCUGACCACGUCCGGGGUGAACUGUUUUGGUCCAACCAUGAAGGCAGCUCAACUUCAAGAUAACAAGAAGAUUGGCAAAGAUUUCAUGCAGAGGCUCGACAUCCCGACAGCAAGAUGGAAAUCUUUCUCCAACCCCCACAAAGCCUGCAGUUUCAUCACCUAUGCGGACUUCCCUGCUCUUGUGGUAAAGGCCAUGACCUCCUCUGCCGGAAGAAACUUCUACAUCACCAGAGAUAAAGAUGAAGCUUGUAGAGCUGUACAAAAACUGACACAAGACUGUAUCCUUGGAGCCUCGACACCCUUAGUAGUUGAAGAGCGUCUCGAAGGAAAGGAAUACAUUUGUCUAUGUCUGACCGAUGGGGUUUCACUUGCCCCGUUGCCCUUUGUGCACAUCUCAAAACAUUGUAUUCCAGAGUCUACAUCACCAAAUAUCAUCCAGCUGUCGGAAAAAAAUUCCAAAAAGAUUCAAGACAACAUUCUGCAGAAAAGUAUAGAUGCCAUGAGACAAGCGGGUUGGCAUUACAAAGGUCUCUUUGGAGCCAAAAUCAUGAUGACAGGAAAAGGUCCAAUUAUUCUCGGAUAUAUCUGCACAUUUGAAGACCUAAAGAGCCAGAUGAUCGUUCCUCUCCUGAAGCCUGAUCUUUAUGAAGUCAUCCAGUUGGUCAUGGAGGAAAGACUCUCUUCUCAUGUGGCGAUGUGGUCUCUAGAGAAAUACACCUCAAAUAGGGACCUGUGGAGUCCCAUUGCCAAACAACCAGAUCCAGAUGUGGGACAUGCCAAGAGAAAUGCCAAGCUGGCACUUGAUGAAGCGGCAUCUGGUGGAGUAACAGCCGCUGCUCCUGUUGUAGUCGCCAAGGGCGGCAAUAUUGUGGCAUUUCCAGGAAUGGCCUACAGGAAAGAUUAUCAGUCUGUAAACCGUAAAGGUAAAGCAAGACAUAAAUUAGUUUGCCCCGAUGAGACUCAUACAAUGAAGGACUCGACUUCAGAUGUGGCACAGCCUGGACCCACAGUGAUGGAAAAUGUUCAUCAAUUCCUUGGAAGGAAAGUUAGAUCCUUUGAAAUAAACUCAGCUCAGUUCAAGGAUCCAGUGUUCGUCUGCUCAUCUAGCAGCCUUGGAGACAAAGCAAAGGUUGCCCUGUCUUGCCAUUUGCACAGAUCAGCAGCCCAAAGUCUGGCAUCCACAUGUAUAAAUGACCUUUUGGCACAAGGAGCUCAGACUGUAUUUUUCAUGCCGCAAUGUUCUUGUGGACAACUAUCAGAAGAUGUGACUGAAGCUAUAAAGGAAGGACUGGCACUGGGGUGCAGUAUUACUGGGGCCACAUUACUAGACCAAGAAUGUACUCAGCCUCCCAGCCUAUACAAUAAAGGGAACUACAACCUGUCUGGAUUUGCACUGGGCGUAGUCGAGAGGGAUCGCAGGUUACCACGUCCUGAUCAGAUGAGAGCGGGUGACCUGGUCAUAGGAAUACGGUCACCAGGAUCCUACAGCAGCAACAACCUUUCUCUUCUAAAUGACCUCAUUGAAAAUCAUUCCUUGCAGUAUACAUCAGGAUUGCCGGUGGGGGAUGGAGUCACAAUUUGGGGUGAAUUGAUAAUAAACUCCAUGGUAUUCAGCCUCCCAGUUCUACAUGCUCUUCAAUCCGGUAACAUCAGCAGCUGUUUAGCCAUUUCUGAGGGUGGACUGGUGGGAAGUAUCCUCCACUACUUACCUGAGCACAUGGGGAUCAUCAUAGACGCUCUCUGUUGGAAGGUCCCAGCUAUUUUCUCCUGGUUGUACAAUGAAGGAGAACUUUCUGAGCAAGAACUGGUCUAUAACUUCAGCCUUGGUGUAGGAGCUGUGCUGAUAGCUCGGAAGAACGCGGCCCAGAAGAUCCUGGCUGAGAUCCAGCAUGUGGAGGAGGCUUGGAUGAUUGGUUCAAUAUUUCAGCAUCAUACAGAUUCUCCACGUGUCCAAGUGAGACAUUUAUUGGAAGCUCUAAAACUGAACAAUAUCCAGCUAAUGAAAACCGUAAUCCUGUACAGAGCACCUGCAAAGGUCUCAAAAGUGGCCGUGUUAAUAUCCACUGCAGGCCCUAAACUGAAGCUCAUGAUGGACACUAUUAUACAGCUGGGCAGCUGCGCAAGGUUGUCCCUAAUAAUCUCCAAUAUGAGCGCCGGGGAAGAACUCAAGAAGGUCGCUGGAGCUGGGAUCCCCACACGGGUUAUCGAUCAUAAAAUGUUUGGGUGUCACUCAGAAUUUGAGCGCACGAUGUGCAGAGUGCUAGAUGAAUUCUCCAUUGAUCUCAUCUGUCUUGCUGGGUUCGGACGAAUAUUCACAGGACAAUUUCCAAUAAAAUGGAAAGGGAAGAUUCUGAAGCUGUAUCCAUUACUUUUCCCAUCGAUGAAGAGGGACAAAUUGCCAGAAGCAAAAGUCCGCGGCUACACGGUGUGCUUCAUGCUUGAUGGCGGCUCCCCCGGACCGAUCAUCCUGCAGGAGACUGUGGUAGAAGAACCGGAAAUCCCCACGUGUGACCAAAUGGAAGAAGCCGAGCAGAGGGCAGUGGCCAAGGCUCUACACCUGGUGGCCACUGGAAGCGUCGCCUUAGGAUCAGACGGCUGCAUCUCAUGGAAAUCCGGGGACUGUACAUAGAUACGGUUUAUUGUCUUACAGAGAUUUAUCAAAAUGGCUGCGAGAAAAAAAAAAAAAUGGAGCCGUUACCCAUAGCAACAGAUUGAUUUGGCCUUGAAGAUCUGAGCAAAGACACUGGUAGCUAUGGAUACUGUAUAAAGGAGGUAUGAGCUGUAAAGCUGUAUAUGAUAUCCAUAGCAACCAAUAAGUGUGCUUUCCAAACAGUGUGCCUCCAGCUGUUGCAAAAAUACAACUCCCAGCAUGCCCGGACAGCCAAAGGCUGUCCGGGCAUCCUGGGAGAUGUAGUUUUGCAACAGCUGGAGACACACUGUUUGGAAAACACAAUGCAGGAUUGGCGGUGAGGCCAUGCACUAUAAAAGCUAGUUCACGUCUGCUUUGGAGCUCCCUUUUUAUAGGUUUCGCUAAUGUUACUACUCCAUCAAAACAGUGGACACCAGACGAAAAACCAACAGACCCCCAUUAGAAGUCAACGGGACCUGAAAAAUGUCCCUGUAGCUCAGCUGUUUGUCUCCUUAAAAGGAGCGCCGACGCAAGUGUGAACUGAGCCCUAAUCAGAUUAUUCCUUAGAUUUACAGCAGAAGCAGCAACAUGAUCUCAAGCCUGUACAUGAGGCAGUACAGCAGGAUAAGAGAUUGUGACAAGUUAACAUUACAUAACUAUCUGGGCUUUGUCAUAGGAUUGCAGAAAAUCUCAUUUAUCUUAAAGCACUACUGUGAUCGCACCCUGGCGGAAGGAUAUCUGUUUACAUUUUCCAGUAAUUUUACAGCCUGAGACUGCAGUAAAUCAGGAUACGGGUGUCCCAUGCAAGUCUAUACGGGUCUGAAGACAUUCCAAAUGCAUUGUGGGUAUGACCUGUUCAUACACAGGAUAAUGGGGGAGAUUUAUCAAAACCUGUCCAGAGGAAAUGUUGCCCAGUUGCCCAUAGCAACCAAUCAGAUUACUUUCAUUUUUAACAAGGCCUCUGCAAAAUGAAAGAAGCGAUCUGAUUGGUUGCAAUGGGCAACUUUUCCUUUGUACAGAUUUUGAUAAAUCUCCCCCAAUGUCCUUGUUUAUAGAUAUAUGCGGAUUAUAAUAUAUAUAUAUGUAUAUUUAUAUAUUUAUUUAUAUUAUGGAUAUAUGCUGAUAUUAUAGUUAAUAAAAAAAAAAUUUGGUUACAAUAAAUAAAACUUUAUUAGUUCCAAAAUAUUGAUUAUUCUUCACACAUUUGGCAUUGGCAUGAUCACAACCGUUCUCGCAGCCUUUAGAAGUGUCUUUAUUACAAGCAAUUGUAUUGUAUAUUUUUGGUGUAUUGUUUUUUUUCCUGUAUUUGUCAAAAAAUUGAAAUAAAACACUAAAGUAAAUGUACUAAACAAACGAGACCUAUAUCUAGAGGAAAAAAAUAUAAACUGCUUCAGUAACUAAAAAUGUACUGGGAAAAAAAAAAAAAAAAAAGUCAAAAUAGAAAAAGACAAAAUAAAGAACAAAAGCUUACGACGCCUGGAAUGCAGUGGAGAAAAUAAACGGUUACGCAUAGACAUAAAAGGGUUUUACCACAAUGACAAGUUAUCUAUCCACAGGAUAGGUGCUAAGUGUCCGAUCAGUGGGGGUCUGACUUUUGGGACCGCCCUAGUAAGGAACAAGGGGUCCAAAGUACCCAUGUUUAAAGGGGUCAAUCCAGAAAUACAAAAAAAAACAAAAAAUACAUGCUAAUUUCUUCCAAAAACAACGCCACCCCUGUCCUCAGGUUGUGUGUGGUAUUACAACUUGGUUCCAUUCACUUCAUUGGAACUGAGCUGCAAUACCACACACAACAUGAGGAAAGGGGUGGUGCUGUUUUCUGGCAAAAAAAUAAAAAUAAAAUAAUCAGCUCUGUAUUUUUAAACCUGGAUAAAUGGAGCGGUGACGUGCAACGCUGCUCCAUUCAAAGUCUAUAGAACUGCAGACGGGAUCACCAUCAGAAAUUUUGGGGCCCAAUACUGCCAAACUGUCUCAGGCUCCAGACAGUACAGGGGAGGGGGAAGAUCCAGCAGUAAGAGGCCCCUUUUAGGUUUAAUUUUGCCCAGGCCUAGAGAAGUGGUCUCAAACUGUGGCCCUCCAGAUG